This is a messenger RNA of Colletotrichum orchidophilum, 1614 nucleotides long. Its product is annotated as major facilitator superfamily transporter. Gene Ontology annotation, biological process: transmembrane transport. Gene Ontology annotation, molecular function: transmembrane transporter activity. The transcript has 3 exons. The record is from RefSeq and is a predicted model, not a curated record. NCBI's taxonomy places the organism in Eukaryota, Fungi, Ascomycota, Sordariomycetes, Glomerellales, Glomerellaceae. The coding region runs from base 1 to 1614 and encodes 537 amino acids.
AUGAGCCGCGUCAGUAGCCGAUCAGGGGUCCGGCCGGCUUCGGCCGACCUCUCUGGCAGCAUCUACCUCAUCACCUCUGAUGGAAAGACACUCAAGCUACCCAUGGCGAGUAAAUCGCCCAACGACCCUUUGAACUGGAGCUUGCCGAAGCGACUUCUCGCCAUGGGCGUACUCAUGCUAUACUCUCUUGUUGCCAUGCUGGAGACGCAAGCUGCCAGUCUGAUGUACAAAUCUCUCGCUAUCGAAUUCAAUGGACAGCAAGCCGAUGAAUAUCCGUUGAAUAUUCUUGUUUCAACACCGAGCACACUAUCCCUCGGUCUCGGGGCAUUCCUCUGGAUACCCCUGUCGGUAGCCAUCGGGAGGCGGCCAGUCUUCUUGCUGGCUUCGUGCUGUCUGAUACUCGCCACGGCUUUAGCUGCGAAUGCCUCGGGUUACUACCAGCUCCUCGGGGCUUUGAGUUUGCAAGGGUUUUCCGCCGGAUUAAGCCUGAGUGCGUCGAUUCUGAUUGUCAUUGACCUGACCUUCAUUGACGAACGCCCAAAUGUUCUGGGCAUGUUCUGGAGUCUCGGGUGCGGCGUUGGCCUCGCGUCAUUGCCCAUCGUUCCAGCGCUCGCCACCUCCGGAUGGAGAAGCUUCUACUCCGCCUGGCUUUUCCCCUGCCUUGCCGUGUUCAUUUGCGUCUUCUUCUUCCUGCCCGAGACAUACUUUGUCCGACCGGCCGUUGCCUAUGACGGACACAUCCUCGUUCAAGGUGGUGCGGAAAAGGUCAAGAUUUACGACGACUGGGAAGAGCUGCCGGGCGGAAAAGUGAGUGAGGCAAUCCAGGCCGAAGCCGUUCCCGAGACGGUCUGGCAAGGCAUGGUACGACGAUGGGGAGUGCGCAGGAGCGGUGCAGGGUUCAGGGAGAUGUGGACGUGCUAUAUGCAGACGUUGCUCUGCGCGUGCAACCCCCUCGUUUUCUGGGUCGCAAUCCUUAACGCUCUCAACUUUGGCGCAAUGAUUUUCAUUGGCGAAACGUAUGCGGUGGUCAUGUCCCAGCCGCCGUACAACCUUCCCGAGCGUGUCAUCUCCAUGGUCAACCCUGUCUCGGCGAUUGGUUCCUUCCUGGCCUGGCCCGCGUCAACAAUCCUGACAUCGCGGGUUGCCCGCCGCAUGACACUCCGCAACGGUGGAAUCCGAGAUGCGGAACACUACCUCGUUGCCUUUCUCCCCGCCGUCCUGGCUGGUGCGGGCAGCGUCUUUCUGUACGGCCUCACCGUGCACUACAAAUGGAGCUUCAUCUGGAUCUUCGUCUCCUAUCUCCUCAGUUCAUUCAGCGGGGUUGCGUACGGCAUCGCCUCGACGCUCUGGGUCACGGAAGCGUUCCCUCGGUGGGCGGCGCCAGCCAUGAUCAUCGUCGGCGGAGCGGGGUACAUGUUGAGCUUUGCAACCAGCUCCGCUGUUACCCCGUGGCUCAGGUCACAGGGAUAUCUGGGUGCCAACUUCGAAUUGGGCGCCAUUCUCCUCGUCGUGGGAGGUAUUGCUGUGCCCCUUGCUUUCUGGGGAAAGAGUUUGCGACAGUACAUCGAUGGUCGAUGGGGUGUUUCGGAGGCUGGGGCUUUGCGUCCACAAUAA